Molecule: messenger RNA, 1452 nt
Organism: Cylas formicarius (sweet potato weevil)
Lineage: Eukaryota; Metazoa; Arthropoda; Insecta; Coleoptera; Brentidae
Exons: 5
Coding region: 110-1339 (409 amino acids)
Biological process (GO): protein polyubiquitination; positive regulation of proteasomal ubiquitin-dependent protein catabolic process
Source: RefSeq, a predicted model, not a curated record
ACAAAGUUUGGCUCGCUCGUGUCAAGAAGAGUUAUGGUAAGCCUAACCCUCUUGUCACUUGUUUUUGUUUAUACAUAGUCCGAUGAAGACUUGGACCGAAUAAUUUAAAAUGACGUCUCAUGGAGGCGCCUUUUGCAUUAAAAGCGUCAAACAGCCCAAACUCGACGCGAACGUUCCGUGCGUAAAGGAUUUCGAUUUUGGUCAUUGCUUAGCGUCGGUUUAUCCCUUAUUGGACAUCGUUUUUAAGUACUUGACGUUUAUGGAUCUAAGAGCUUGUAGCGAGGUGAACCAGUCGUGGAAAGAAGUGGCAGAAAGGGUGCUGGCGAAACGAAGGACGGCGAGCUGGUUCACCUGCUACAGAGUCGGCUACAAGUCGCGCAAAGCGAACAUAAUGGCGCACAGUAGCAACUUAAACUUUAAUAACGUCGAAAUGGGCGUGAUAUUAUACGACUGUAACCGAAUAAAAUUGAAUAAAUACAUUUGUUUGCACGAUGCGUCGACGCUUAGUCGGAAAACCGUUCCAGAGUAUAUUGAAGAGGAACUGGUACCGAAUUCGGUCGAUUAUUGUUUGCUGGCGGUACCACGUGUAGUUUCUUACUUUAAUGUCGAACGGACCACCAAAGAUAUACAAGACCACGGGUCCGUGUUUGACGGGCUUUUCAUACCGAAAAUUCCAAACAUAAGAACGAUAAUGUUCCACUGCAAUCCAAGCAAGAAGAAGGAACUCGAAGAUACCGCUAGACUGUACAUCAGGCCAGAGGAGGAGGUCAAGUGCCUUUUGCUUUUCUGCAAAAAGCAGCUCCACGGCAGCCUUUACAAUAUUUUGGACUGUUUGGUACCCAAAGACAACCCCAACCGAGUAGCGCUGGGAGGGGGCGUAAUUCACGGAACGAAAACGUUCCAACGGCUGUGCGCCGAGAAGAAAAUCUACACGGUUAAGGAUACCGUGUGCGUAACAUUUCUUAAGGAGAGGGAUUGCGUUUCUGACAAUUUCAGGGCGUACUCUUGCGUCAUUAAGGGCAGCGACCUCACAAAAGCAGAGUUUGAUUCCGAGCUGGAAGAGUUUAAGCAAAACGUCAGCCUCAAAAAUCACAGCCUGGGAUUUAGGAUAUGCUGUUCGGCCAAGUACCAGGACGUCGAAGAGUUGCAGUCCUUCCCCCAGAUAUUCCCGGGUAUACCCCUGCUCGGCCUGGAAGCUUACGGCGAGAUAGGCUGGAACACUUUUCACAAGGAGGACACUUCUGGUCCGAAAAAGUCGAAAAGGUUGAGACACUCCCGUGAUUAUCCGCACGCGGAAAACUUUUGGUCGACGAUAUUCGUUCUCGUCACCUGGGACUGAAUGUUUUCGCCCCUUUUGGGUGCUUUCCCGUUGUGUUUUGUCUCUCUGGUGUACAUAUGUAAUUUUAAUUAUGCGUGGACUUAGACCCGCACGUCUGUAUUAUUUUAUUGAAA